Molecule: messenger RNA, 393 nt
Organism: Cylicostephanus goldi
Lineage: Eukaryota; Metazoa; Nematoda; Chromadorea; Rhabditida; Strongylidae
Source: the annotation of a GenBank genome assembly
AUGGAAACUUCCGUAGAAAUGGCCCAGGAGCAAAAGAACGAUGUUUUUCUCAACAACAUCUAUCUAAUUAAGACCAACACUCCUUUGCCAGACACCGUGCCCGAGGACGAGAAGUCUCGUCUGUUCGAAAUGGCCAGCAAGGUACUCCUCAAAGAGGAUGGUUGUCUGUAUUAUGAGAUUCAAAGCAGGAACUGUACCAAGCAACUCAUGCUUAUCCCAGAUACUCUUAAAAGCCUCGUCUUUGAAGCAUAUCACUCUAGCCAACUUUCAGGCGGACACAUGUCAUGGAGGAAGACCCUAGCCAAAAUCAUGCGCAAAUACUACUGGCCGUCUAUUUAUGCAGACAUCCGCCAAUGGUGCACGCAAUGCAUGGCAUGCCAACUCCGCAGACAA